Messenger RNA from Rosa rugosa (rugosa rose), 785 nucleotides. RefSeq lists its product as uncharacterized. The transcript has 10 exons. The coding region runs from base 62 to 673 and encodes 203 amino acids. Lineage: Eukaryota; Viridiplantae; Streptophyta; Magnoliopsida; Rosales; Rosaceae. The record is from RefSeq and is a predicted model, not a curated record.
UAGUUAUAUAAACUGAGAGAGAGAGAGUAAAAGCAGGCGAAACGAAACAAUUAGUGUUAGAAUGCUAAAUUUCGCAGCGAUGUUCGGCAGAAGAAGACAUCGUGCUCCCAAAUCUCCGGCGGCGGUCGGUAAAAAGAAGGAUAAGUGUGGGGGUAUGCUUUAUCAUCUACUCUGCGGUUUAGGAAGCAAGGUGAGACCAGAACCAGAUAGCAAGGCCAGAGGAUCAAAGCAUUCACAUGGUAGUGGUGCUGGAGGACCAAAUAACACUUCUGCUCGUAGGUCAUGGAAAACAGGCACCAAGUCUGAAGAAAGAAAGAUUGCCACUUCCCCUCCCCACGAUGGUGCUGCGUGUCCUGUUCGAUUUUUCAUUGUUGUCCGGGAUGAUUCUAAAGAUGGUACCUUGGCAAAAGAAUCAAAGAUCAACACAGGUACCUUGCCCAAAGAAUCAAAGAUCAACAGAGUUGAUGAGUCUUCUUUAUGUUCCAGCGAUCUGGAGGUGGACUUUCCUAAUGAAACAGAUUAUCCGGAUCUGUCUGGAAUCUUCACCGAUGGUUAUCCCUCUGAUGGUAGUAGCGAAGAGGUCACUUCAAACAGCUCCCCUAAGUGGAUCCCACUUGACAGUAGAUUUGAUUUGCGCAAUGCUCGUCCUUGUCCCCCCCACGGCAUCAUCUAGAUCUUCCUGGAACUUGUUAGGAUUUCCCUCGGAUGUUGGAUUUUAAGAGAAUAAUAGAAUAGUUUAAAUGUUUUUGUAAAAAGCUCUCUGGGUAGAUAUCUGAUAUAUGAAU